This is a messenger RNA of Cuscuta epithymum, 1039 nucleotides long. The record is from the annotation of a GenBank genome assembly. Lineage: Eukaryota; Viridiplantae; Streptophyta; Magnoliopsida; Solanales; Convolvulaceae.
GGAAUAUGUGUGCGAAGGUAUUGAAUAAAGGUGUAAGCCAAUAUCUGCAAUUCAAAAACGGAGUGAAAAGCGUGGAUGAACAGUGAUGAGUAUUGUACGACGGCGAAGAUCUAAGGAAGAAGAGUAGGACGAAAGGUGAAGGAUUAUUAUUGAAGGUCGAAGAGUUAUAGAGCAGACCUAAAUAAUCAGAAUGUGGCAGACUUUGGAUAUUGUUGUGCACUACGGUGGAACAUUUGAAAGGGGCAAACCAACGCGAUAUGUGAAUGGGUGCAUUGAAGUAAUUAAGAGUGACCCCGAUGUCAAUUCUUAUCCUCAUUUGAAGAAGUUUCUUGAAUCUGGGCCAUUUGGAUAUGUGAAAGAAAUGCUUUACAAACUGCCAUCUGAACCUUUAGAAGCAUCAAGGAUUUUAGUGGAUGAUGCAAGCACUUUGGAGUUGGUAAGUAUGUGUUCUAGUGUUGGAAAAUGUGACUUGUAUGUAGUGAAUGGGGAUGGUGCUGGUGUUGGUACACAGAAUGUGGAUGCAGUGGAAAUGGAUGGGCUUCUUGAUCAAAGAGAUGACACAUACAUGAGUGAUGAACCUGAUUUUGAUGAUAUUGGAUCAUUACAUGGUGAUGAACAUGUAAAGCAUGUUGAUGGGAAUGGGUGUGAUGAAUCUGAUGGUAAUGACUCCGAUGAAUCUAGUGUUGGGCUUAAUCAAUUAUGCAAUGUUGAAGUGCACUCUUGUCACGACGAACAAGUGUUGAGGGUGCAGUCCAAGCAAAAAAUGACUCAAACUGUAAAUGAACAAGAAGCUGAGAGUUCAUAUACCGCAGAACUACAUUCUUCAGACAACCCACCCACAUAUGAGUGUUGUCAAUUUACUUUACUGUGUACAUUAAAUGUAUAUUAAGCAGGUUGUUGUUGUUGUGUAAUUUUCAGUUUGUUAAUGAAUUGUGUAUGAAAGCUUACAUUCAAAAUUGUGUUGGCAUUUUUCUGUGUAUGAAUUCUGUAUAUGAAUUGUGUAUGAAUUGUGUAUGGAAGCUUUCAGGUUGGUCAUGCA